This is a messenger RNA of Magallana angulata, 2662 nucleotides long. Its product is annotated as neuronal acetylcholine receptor subunit eat-2-like. Lineage: Eukaryota; Metazoa; Mollusca; Bivalvia; Ostreida; Ostreidae. Gene Ontology annotation, cellular component: membrane; synapse; neuron projection. Gene Ontology annotation, molecular function: transmembrane signaling receptor activity; extracellular ligand-gated monoatomic ion channel activity; neurotransmitter receptor activity. Gene Ontology annotation, biological process: monoatomic ion transmembrane transport; chemical synaptic transmission; signal transduction. The transcript is spliced from 8 exons. The record is from RefSeq and is a predicted model, not a curated record. The coding region runs from base 575 to 2662 and encodes 695 amino acids.
UUUAUAUAAGUUAUAUAUUAUAGUUUCAAUUAUACAUACUAGUAUUUACAUACAGUACUGUGUAUAAUUAUGUGAAAAAACAGAUUUUAUCAAAAAAAUAAAAUAAAUAAAUUUUCUAUAUUUAAAUGAUGUGCAUCCCAAAUGAGAUAAAUUGACUCUUUUUAAUGUGUUCAUUCAAUAACACUGAUUGAUUUUGUUUUUGGGAUCAAAGAACUAUUCUUGUAAUAUACCCACUAAUGAGGGUAUUCAUUUGAUAAUUACAAGUAAAUGUAAUAAUGAGCUUAUUAUCUCGGCUGAUCAAAUUCAUAUGGGACCUUAGCAGUGUUGUCUUUGGAGGACAAUCAUCCAUUUGAAACUGGAAGCGAAAAUCUUCGGAUGAUUUCUGGCCAUUUCAAUACAUUCUUAUUUAUCUUAUUGAUUUUUAAAAUGGUAAGCAAUUAAUUUUCAAAGCUUACGUUGAAUACAUCUGAAUGAUAAUACGCGGUAAUCAAUGUUGCAAUCGAUACCGCAAACUGCAACAAUUACAUCUUUCUUGGUUUUAAGGUUCCACGCACGGUUGUAAGUAACUUCGAUCAUGGCAAAAGAAACUUUAGGUGCAACAGUAAGUGUAUUUUUGCUCCUUGGUGGAAUUGAAGCCGCAUUGUAUACUUAUGGAACGAGCGUUUCUCUCCACAAGACUCUAUUACAGAACUAUUCCAAAGAUAUUCGACCUGUGACAAACCAAACGAAAACUCUGCUCAUAGACAUCAAGCUGAACAUUAAAGCUAUCAACAAAUUUGACGAAACAGAGGGCGUACUACAUACAGUGUUUGGAUUGACCUUGGAAUGGACAGACGAAUUAAUCCAGUGGAAUCCAACGGAUUAUGGCCAAGCGUCGAUCGUUCGACUUCCCAAAUCAAAAGUGUGGAUUCCAUCUUUGUUUUUGGUCAAUUCGGCCACUAGUCUUGAAAUAGAACUCGGAAACGAUAAAACACAAACUGUAACCUACCAAGCAAACGGCAGUGCUCUUUGCUCGACCGGAAUCAUUACGUCAUCAAUGUGCUCACCAAACAUUAUGUAUUACCCGUUUGACAAUCACGAUUGCAGUGUACAAUUUUCAAACCUUGUGUCAUCCAAGGAAAUUUCUCUACGCAUUGACCGGCGUAUCUCUACCGACGUUUACGAACCAAACACAAUUUGGGAAUUGGAAUCUGUUUCUGGAGAAAAUUUCUUGCGACAAGGAGCAUCGCUUGCCGAAGCUCGCAUCAAAAUCAAGAGAAGACCAACAUUCUUACUUAUCAACAUUUUCGCUCCAAUCUUGUUUCUCGCAAUGGUUAACCUUCUCGUCUUUGCAAUUCCAAUUGCAUCCGGGGAGCGGAUUUCUUUUGCUGUCACUAUUUUGUUGUCCUUUGCCGUUUUCUUGACCCUGGUAACCGACAAAAUGCCACAGACGAGUCUAACCGUUUCGCUGUUUUCCGUCUAUCUAAUUCUGACGAUGACAAACAGUUCUUUGAUCAUGGUAUCUUUGGUGUUUAUUCUAGAGAUGUAUUACACAGAAAAAGAAGAAACAGCAGGGAAAGUUACACGGUUCCUGAUUUCUGUCUUGGAGAUGGUGACAAAUAACCCAAGAAAUAACAAAGUAGUCGGUGAAACGGAAUUACACAAAGGCAAGGGGAAGAGUGAAGAAGCAGACGAACUGCCAGAAGACUUAACCCAGUCGUGUAAAACAGUCGAUCGAAUGCCGAAAUUAGCUUCUAUGUUAGACAAGGCAUGUUGUUUAUUUUUUUCAGUUGUCGUUAUUCUAGAAACUGUAAUCUUUAUGUUUAUUCUUCGUUGUGUUCCAGAUUCAGACAUUAUUGCAAUGGCAACUCAAGGCGAUUUAGACAAUACUACCAUGUCCAAGAUUUACAGUGUAGUCGACGUAUUAGACACAGCCAAUGAACUACGCAAACACCAACCAGAUGGCGCUUAUGGCUUUGCUGCAAAGAAAGGAGGAGCCUUUAUAGAUAGCGUUGGAGCGUAUCAAACUGGAAACGGGUUCUCAGAAGCGGUUGUUACCUUAGACAUUGAAGGCACCGGAAGUUCAGUCGUUGUAAUGUCUAGAAACAACAAAGCAGAAAACUACAAAAGCUACAUCGACUUUCUGGUCAUGGACAAGUCUCAAGCGAAACCCGUCAUUGACGUAGUCGAUGACGUCAGUUCCUGGAAUGUCGAACCGCCAAGAUUCACACGCUAUGGAGAGAUCUACAAGCGAGUAGACAUGAGAGCAGAGGUUGGACCGAUGACGCGGAAUAUUCAUAUCACUAGUCGUUAUCCAUUACAUUACCAUAUGUGCGAGAAUCUGGCAGACAAGAUGUUAUACACAGGCGAAUCCUACCUCCGAAACAAUUCAAUCAAUCACUCUCAGUUUAGAUGCAUCACGAUUCACGGAACACACAAUUCUCAUAUUUCAAUAAACACACCUGCAACAGGCAACAGUAUGUUUGCGACAAGAACCGAUACAGAUUCCCCGACCGUUGAGAUAACCGAUGGGAUCCCAACGCAGAGGUUUAUCACUAUCCUAGGCGGACAGUUCAACUAUCAUUUCUACUUUCAAAACGCCGUUCCUAAGAACGUCUUCCUGACUGGGUCUUCUAUCACAAAGUUGAUACUUUGCAAGAGGUACAGGAUGAUGCGGUUGUAG